AUGCUGGACUUCCUCGCCACCUUUAUGAUGAAAGAUCCAUAUUUUGUCUUUGGCCGCGAGCGGUCUGUAGAUUAUGCCUUGCCUUGGUAUUUGGUCGGCUUGUCUCCAUGGCGUCUCGAAGCGUACCGACAGCUGUUUUCCAUCUCGGGUGCAUUCGCGGCUGUGGCAGCGGCGUACAGCCUGACUGACAUGGUCCACUUCUACGCUACACGGUACUGUAACCCCUCCAGAAACAUUCCAUGGAUGUACGCAUCGGCAUUUGGAUCCUUUGGUGAAGUGUUUGACCGCGGCCUUGCAGGAUUUUGGGGCUCUUGGUGGCACCAAACCUUCAGGCAGCAGUUCCUCGGGCCCGCAGCCUUUCUGCUGAAGAAAAGAGUUAUACGUAAAGGCACAGCUGCCGGUAAUCUUGUGGCUCUGCUGAGUUGCUUUGCCAUGUCGGGCCUGCUUCACGGCAUGGGCAGUCUUUCGGCGGUGCCGCACACGAAGCUCUGGAGGCAACCAGUCUUCUUCCUGUUGCAGGGCAUAGGAAUGAUUGUGCAGCAGCAGCUCGCUUUGCUUGUAAAGAGAGUCUUGCCAGCUGCCAGCGUCCCCGUGCGGCGUGCUGGGAAUGCAUUGUUCACAUUGCUGUGGCUUUACGCCACGGCGGCCCUAUUCAACGACGACAUGGCGGACAUGGGCCUGUGGCUGCUGGAGCCUGUGCCCUUCUCCGUAUUUAGGGCUGCGGGAUUUGGCUUCCCAGGCGACGCAAUCUGGCGCUGGGACAGUUCGUACCUUUUCCGAUGGCACUCGGGGCGCUAUUGGUGGCAGAGCGGUAUCACAAUUUAG
Messenger RNA from Akanthomyces muscarius, 825 nucleotides. RefSeq lists its product as uncharacterized. The coding region runs from base 1 to 825 and encodes 274 amino acids. The record is from RefSeq and is a predicted model, not a curated record. Gene Ontology annotation, biological process: lipid metabolic process. The transcript has a single exon. Lineage: Eukaryota; Fungi; Ascomycota; Sordariomycetes; Hypocreales; Cordycipitaceae.